Messenger RNA from Juglans microcarpa x Juglans regia, 1559 nucleotides. RefSeq lists its product as uncharacterized. The record is from RefSeq and is a predicted model, not a curated record. The coding region runs from base 436 to 945 and encodes 169 amino acids. NCBI's taxonomy places the organism in Eukaryota, Viridiplantae, Streptophyta, Magnoliopsida, Fagales, Juglandaceae. The transcript has 3 exons.
CUUUGAGAUUUUUUUUUUUCUCCGCAUAUCCAACUCUGCGUUGUUCAUUGCAUUUUGAGAGCCAAAUUCGGUAAAUGCUUGUUUUCUUCUCUAGGAACGAGAUUUAGUAGAUGUUUAUGCAACUAUGUUUCUAAAUUAUAUGAUACCCAUAUGCCUAUGUUUGGUUCCCAGAAAAUCUGGAGGAAAGAUGGGAUAGGGAAAAUUUGAGUUUUGUAAAUUUUUUGUAGUUAGUUAAUCCAAAAAGCCAAUCCAAUACGUAUUGACUAAGCCAAAGACUUGUCAGCACUUUGCAGUCGAUCAAACAAGACGAUUUUGUAGUGAAGAUUCGGGCACGAGGCGGAAACCAUUUCUCAUAUUAUCUUUUUUCGACUUCCAAGCACCGGGCGUUGGAGAUAAAGCGAUUAAUCGCAUUGCGUAGGAUUUUUAGGUGAAUUAAUGGCCGUGGCUUUUACCAAUCUUUCAUGGUGGCUGUGGAGUGGGAAGCAUCAAGAGCCUAGUAUCUCCAAUAAAUCUUCUAUAAAUUCUUCAUCUGAGUCGACUAUGUGGGAAUCCGAUGCUCUGAAAUUUCCUUUGGUUAAACGAGACAAUAUAGCCUCAUCGAGGAGGGUGAAGCGGAAAUGGCAUAGUCGGGAAGAGCGGAAGAUCGAUAGGGAAUAUGAUGUUGUUCUUGUCCCAUCUGAUGGGGGGUGUGUUUCAGUUACAGAGUCUGAUGAUUCAGAUUGGUCAAUCGGAUGGUUGGAGCCUCAUGGCCCUGGGUUCCAGAGUGAUGAUGAUCCUGACGACAGUUUUGCUGUGCUGGUUCCAUGCUAUGGGCACGGUUACAAUGAUCUGGUGGAGCAUUCAAAGAACAAUAUUUUGAGCACUGUUGGCAACAUCCCUUAUAAUUAUUCAGAUGAGAUCGAGAAAUAUAUGGAACAGUGGCUCUCUUCUCUUCAAAGCCACUAACUUCCAAGGACUGUUGGUGAUAAACUAUUGGUGCUUAUGAUGCUGCUUCUGUCAUGAGUUGUAAAUUUUAUGUACAGUUGAAGAUGCAAAAAAUUAAGAGGAAAAGAAGUUAAAAAAAAGGAAAGAGAUAUGUGCAUAGUUUGAUGAUGUUACUAGUAGAACAAGGAUUUGCUGAUGUCAGGUCCAACCUGAUAUAAUUCCAAAGAGCAGCAAUGGCGAAGGAUGAGGGAUGGGUGUAGCUCUCAGUGCUGGGAGAGAACUUCCUUUCUCACAGCUUCUAUCCGGUUUGACCGCGAAGGACUGAGCUGCCGCCUUCUUACCUGCUGCUUUGCCAUCCGAGUUUAGCAUGUAUAUAAAAGUGUGAUGUAAUGAAUUCUUAGACAGAAAAAAAGAGGAAAAAAAGAAAAAAGAAAAGCAACCAGAAAAAAAAAUGGUGUGUGUUGGAUAGAAAGUUAAGGUGGUGAAGGAAAAAGCGUGUAGUAGGAGUGCGUGCCCAUAAUUGUUUGAUGUAUAUAUAGGAAGGAGGCAUUUGUUAGAUGUUAAUGUGACUGUUGAAUGUUGAUUGUAUGAUGAUUGUAAAUAUUAUGUUAAUAUUAAGAUGAUUGUAAAUAAAA